AUGAGGAGCAACCACACAUGGGUCACAGAAUUCAUCUUGCUGGGAUUCAAUGUCAAUGCAGACAUGGAACUGCUCCUCUGCGUGAUCUUCUCCCUGUUCUUCAGCUUCAGUCUGCUGGCAAAUGGGAUGAUCUUGGGGCUCAUUUGGUUGGACACCAGACUGCAAACCCCCAUGUACUUCUUCCUCACACACUUGGCUGUCCUUGACCUAUCUUAUGCUGCUAAUAUUGUGCCCAACAUACUAGUAAACCUAGCAAAGCAUGAAAAAACAAUUUCCUUUCCCUCAUGUAUCACACAGAUGUUUUUCUUUUUGAUUUUUGCAGACACCGAGUGCUUUAUUCUGAUGAUGAUGGCCUAUGACAGGUACGUGGCCAUCUGCCACCCUCUCCAGUACACCGUCAUCAUGAGCUGGAGGGUGUGCACUGCCCUGGCUGUCAUAUCCUGGUCUUGUGGGGUUUUCUUGUCCCUUACACAUACACUCCUCCUCUUACGAUUGCCCUUCUGUGGACCCAGGGAAAUAAACCAUACCUAUUGUGAGGUUUUAGCUGUCCUCAAGUUAGCCUGUGCUGACACCUCCAUUAAUGAAAUAGUUAUCUUGUCUGCCUGUGUGUUUAUCUUAGUCGGACCCCUUUCCUUCAUGUUGGUCUCCUACACCCGCAUCCUUAGGGCCAUCCUGAAGAUCCAGUCUGGGGAGGGACGAAGAAAGGCCUUCUCCACCUGCUCCUCCCAUCUCUGUGUGGUUGGAAUCUACUUUGGCAUAGCUAUGUUGGUCUAUUUAAACCCAAAUAGUGAUCAACUAGAGGAGCAGCAGAAAGUUCUUGCAAUGUUUUAUGGCCUCUUCAACCCCAUGCUGAACCCCCUCAUCUACAGCCUGAGGAAUGCCCAGGUCAAAAGUGCCUUCUACAAGGUGCUGCAGAAGACCAGGGCCACAUGA
Molecule: messenger RNA, 933 nt
Organism: Echinops telfairi (small Madagascar hedgehog)
Lineage: Eukaryota; Metazoa; Chordata; Mammalia; Afrosoricida; Tenrecidae
Product: olfactory receptor 2A2-like
Exons: 1
Coding region: 1-933 (310 amino acids)
Biological process (GO): G protein-coupled receptor signaling pathway
Cellular component (GO): membrane
Molecular function (GO): olfactory receptor activity; G protein-coupled receptor activity
Source: RefSeq, a predicted model, not a curated record